AUGUACUUUCCUGAUUUCGACUCAGAGUGGGAUGAUGAUCUUCCUACAGUGUUACAAGUACUUGAAGGUAUCGAAGUAGAAGACAUGCCCGAUAUUCACGUCGAACGAGAGCCUAGCAUUUACACCCCUACUAGAUCAGAAAUACACGGGCCCAAUCGACUCAUAGGGUUAACCUUAAUCCUAGAGUCGGAGACAACGGCCGCGGAGAUGCAACCCGCGGGCCAUGAAUCAAGAGUAGUCGAAUACAAACCAUUGAGGGUUUACAGUACCAUACCGCCGGAUACCAUCGAGUCGUCUUCAUCUCUACCUGGGUCGGGAAUUAGAUGUACACCUCACAGGGAAGAAGCAGUGGUAGACGAAGAUCUCCCCGAGGAAUUCUCCGCACAUGUGGGCGCAGAAGCGGAGGUGGGCACUGGGGAUAUUAACGCCCCUACUAGAACACGCAUUGACGCGGGGCCAAUCACCAAUAAGGCGAUAAACACGAAGCCGCCGAGGAAGGCGUCCACAGAGGUUCCCGAAAGCCACCAAGCAACCGCUGAUGAGCAAGAAGUUGCCAGAACUGGAAGUGUCGAUAAGAUCCCGGAAGUCGCCGAUAGUGCCGACGAGGUGCAGGAUGGUAUCUCUCAGAGUGAGCGAAUAUACGAUGCUAUCUGA
This is a messenger RNA of Morchella importuna, 654 nucleotides long. RefSeq lists its product as uncharacterized. The record is from RefSeq and is a predicted model, not a curated record. The coding region runs from base 1 to 654 and encodes 217 amino acids. Lineage: Eukaryota; Fungi; Ascomycota; Pezizomycetes; Pezizales; Morchellaceae. The transcript has 2 exons.